This is a messenger RNA of Acanthopagrus latus (yellowfin seabream), 6244 nucleotides long. RefSeq names its product ecotropic viral integration site 5b (gene evi5b). The coding region runs from base 2674 to 4986 and encodes 770 amino acids. NCBI's taxonomy places the organism in Eukaryota, Metazoa, Chordata, Actinopteri, Spariformes, Sparidae. The transcript is spliced from 19 exons. The record is from RefSeq and is a predicted model, not a curated record.
UUUCUGUAGGUUUGUGGAAGACUUUGGGGUGUACAAAAAAAAUUGAAAAAGCUAUAGGAGAUAAUAAUAAAUAUAAAAAACCCACAAGAAGCUUAAUGAUAAAUCUUGCUGAAGAGUUUGACCGGGUUUGACCCAGCGCAUGACAACCUGAAUGCAAGUCCUGAGGGAAGCCACUCAGAUUGCACGUGAGGAGGUAAAGAUUGGAAACUCACCCCGCUGCUCACCACUCACUUCACUGUACAGCUUGUUCUUGUCACCACAACACAGAUUAGCAUGCUCAGAAAUGUGAUAGCACUGGACACUAGCCUGAUUUAUUCAACUCCUCUUGAUCUGAGUAUUAAUUUUAAUACUUGCAUACAAUAAAACUUUCAUAUAAAGCUAUGUGAAGAUUUAGAUAUAACCUUUGCUUGUCUUAAUAUUAUAUUAUUAUCAUUCUCCUGCUUUAAAGUCAUUGUGCACGACCCCACCAUCCCCCUCCUGGUCUACACAGACAGGAGAGUGAUGUCCAACUGGUUGCGACUUGCCAGCUAACUGGAGGACACAAAGAGAUCAGAUGGAAGGAAAUUUUGUAGUUUUCAGUUCGUCUGGUUUUGGAGGAUUUUUGGUUUCACCGAUCAUUAAAGAUUUUAAGCUUUUGUUCUUUAUGGGUUUGUCCUCUUUUUGUCAUCACGUGCUUCUCAAUUGAAGGCAAAGUCAUGAGUCAGUUUUGAUGUGCUAUUACUGAGUCACUCAUUUGCUUGUUUGACUUUUUAGGGAGGGUGUUUGACCUAGCCCUUGGUAACCUUGAUGUUGUUGUUCCCUCUGUGUGUGUGUGUGUGUGUGUGUGUGUGUGUGUGUGUGUGUGUGUGUGUGUGUGUGUGUGUGUGUGUGACGGUUGGCUCACUACACUUUAUCCUCAUGUCAGACUGUCUCCUCAGUUAGCUAAGAGGUCCUGUAUUCAGAGGGAUAUCCUGAAGAAUUCUACGAUUGUCAUGGAGUCUGACAGCUUCCUUUCUCCUUCUCAGCAUUUCACUCUGUGAGGUGUCAAGCCAGAUGUACUUGCAUGUUGGCAGCAAACCGUGUGAAACCUGAACGUAGCCUCUGUAGCGUCACCCAUCAGUUUCGAAGAGCCAUUGUGAAGCUCGGUGUGGUGUCUCAGGCUGUCGCCAUCUUGGCAAACCCUGACUCCACCUUAACUCCUGGCUAAUCCAAAAAUGGGCAAGGGAGGUGGAGCAGUGUGGAAUGGAGCCUAGUUACUGAUGGCUAGUGACAAUCUUUCACUCAAAGAAGCAAUUCCUUUAAUUGUGCUUAACUUUGAGCCUUAAUAUCAUUCGAGGUGAGCUUUAUAAAAAUUCACCCCAUCUGUAGUUGUCCAGAAUGGGAAGGUUAGCUAUAAAGACAAACAGUUUUGUGUACCAGGUUGUAAACAUGUUUAUUUCUGCUAUGAAGUCGGGCAUUUUAACAUGCAGGUUUAUCGUGACUGAUUUGCUUUUGGAGCAAGCCUCAAGUGGCAUUCAGCAUUGGCUUCAUUUUUAAGCCCCAGAGAUCGCCAAUUCACACUAUACUGGGCUCAUUUGUUGGCCAAUUUGGGAGUGUGUAAGUCAGUAAAACCAAGAACAGGUCAAGAUUGAAGGUGUUUCCUGGUAUUUCUCACGUAAAUUGAGCAUAUAAGUCAGUUAACCUGCCUCUUGGAACAGUAUCCGGAGGCUCUUAAGUUUUGCAGUUUUGUUUUAACUCUACAAUGUGUAUAUUUUACUGUGUAUACUACAGAGAGAAGGGUACUUUUGGUUAUUGCCCAUUUGUGGUAAGAGAAGCCACACAUUGAGCAGUAAAAGUCGUUGGAAAAGUAAGAUGUGCUCUGUGUGCUCAUUGUUCACAUCAGAUUAAAGGACUGCUAGAGGAUGACGUAACACCUCCUCUAUUGCCAAAUUAGUGAAUUCUUCCUCCGUUGUGACUCUCACCCAUGGCUAGUGCACUCUGUGUCAGCAUGGAAACCAAGCAUGCAGUUCAGCAUUCGGGAUUGUGUCACUGUUAACUCCGGCGAAGGAGACAGCAAAGCUCUGUUGAAUGCAGAAAUCGGUGACUCAUCGCUACGCCCACAACGGCCUCUGCUCCAGAAUGCCAAGUGGUACUUGUUGUGAUGCUUUCCCUCAUUAAGGGAGAUCAAACCCAACCAGGGAAACGUUUCAUUUUCUCCCUUAUGUCCUUUUAUAAAGCUCUGAGCAGACGCCCAUCUGGUGAACAGAAGUCAUAUUGUCGAGGGGGCUCAUAGUUCACCUGCCCUUUGACCCCUGCCUCCACCCCAACACACAGCUGGGCCUUUUCAGAACACGACACAUUUCUCUGCUGCCACACUUUGCUUCCGACUGACAAUGCAGCCUCGUCUUUCUAAACCUCCCCGCAGCAACGUACUGAUAUCUACCAAACACACAGUUCUUAUCAUUUUGUUUACAAGACAGGUGCAACAACAUGAGGGAGGACAUUGGUAUUCGGGUGGAUGUUUCACUGCACUCGCUUACCAGGUGUUUGUGUGUUUGCUGAGGCCUUUGUACCCUCCACAGCAGAUAAAAGGAAUGAGCACUAGUUCAGUAGCCUCACACAGAGAAGGAAGUUACAUGCAGACUGCUGAAAUCUGUAAAUCGGGCAUGUCAUCACUCCAGCACUCCUGAAAAGCAGAGACAUGAGGAAUUCAUCAUGAGUUUAUCUUGGCUGCUGGAGACGGACAGCAAGUCACUGCGCUCCAUGAAUGGCUCCAGGCGAAACAGUGGCUCUUCCCUGGUGUCCAGCUCCUCUGCCUCCUCCAACCUGUCUCACCUGGAGGAGGACACCUGGAUCCUGUGGGGACGAAUCGUCAAUGAGUGGGAGGAGGUGCGCAAGAAGAAGGAGAAGCAGCUUAAGGAUCUUGUCAGAAAAGGGGUUCCUCACCACUUUCGGGCGAUAGUGUGGCAGCUGUUGUGCAACGCCCAGAAUAUGCCCAUCAAGGAUCAAUACUCUGAACUGCUGAAGAUGACGUCACCCUGCGAGAAGCUGAUUCGCAGAGACAUCGCUCGUACUUACCCUGAACACGAAUUCUUUAAAGAGAAGGACAGCUUGGGCCAGGAAGUGCUCUUCAACGUCAUGAAGGCAUAUUCUCUGGUUGACCGAGAGGUUGGCUAUUGUCAAGGGAGUGCCUUCAUCGUAGGACUGCUGCUCAUGCAGAUGCCAGAAGAAGAAGCUUUCUGUGUGUUUGUGAAGCUGAUGCAGGACUACAGACUACGAGAGCUGUUUAAACCCAGUAUGGCUGAGCUGGGACUCUGCAUGUACCAGUUUGAGUACAUGAUCCAGGAGCAACUCCCCGAGCUGCAUAUGCAUUUCCAGGCUCAGAGUUUUCACACCUCCAUGUACGCAUCCUCCUGGUUUCUCACCAUCUUCCUCACCUCCUUCCCUCUGCCCGUCGCCACCAGGAUCUUUGACAUCUUCAUGUGUGAGGGACUGGAGAUAGUUUUCCGUGUGGGACUGGCAAUCCUUCAGAUGAACCAGACUGAACUCAUCCAGCUCGACAUGGAGGGAAUGUUACAGCACUUUCAGAGGGUCAUCCCACACCAGCUUGACAGCGGACCAGAUAAGGUCAUCCAGGCUGCUUAUCAGGUUAAAUACAACGCCAAGAAGAUGAAAAAGUUAGAGAAAGACUACACUACAAUCAAAACUAAAGAGAUGGAGGAGCAGGUGGAGAUAAAGAGGCUGCGGACAGAAAACAGGCUCCUGAAGCAGCGGAUUGACACGCUGGAGAAAGAAAGUGCUUCCUUGGCAGAUAGAUUGAUCCAGGGACAAGUGACUCGAGCUCAGGAGGCCGAGGAGAACUACCUGGUCAAGCGGGAGCUGGCCACAGUCAAACAGCAGAGCGAGGAGGCCAGUGCUCAGCUGGAGCAGGCCAAGAACACCAUCAGGCAGCUCCAGCAGCAGCAGCAGCCACACGCGAAGGGAGCCCCUCGGUACUCUGAGGAGUCGGUCCUGCAGCUGGAGAGAGAGCUGGUGCAGGCCCGGCUGAAGGAGGCGGAGUCACAGUGCGCCCUCAAGGAGAUGCAGGACAAGAUCCUGGACAUGGAGAAGAGGAACACAUCUCUACCAGAUGACACCAACGUGGCGCGUCUUCAAGAGGAGCUGAUAGGGGUGAAGCUGAGAGAGGCGGAGGCUCUGACCGGCCUCAAAGAGCUGAGGCAGCAGGUCAGAGACUUGGAAGAGCACUGGCAGCGUCACUUGGCACGCACAGCUGGUCGCUGGAAGGACAGCCCCAGGAAGAACGCGUUGAGCGAGAUGCAAGACGAGCUGAUGAGCGUGAGGCUGCGUGAGGCGGAGGCCCAGGCGGAGCUGCGAGAGACGCGGCAGAGGAUGCUGGAGAUGGAGACGCAGAAUCAGAUUCACAGUAACCAGCUGCGACGGGCGGAGCAGGAGAGUCGUUGUCUCCAGGAGUGUGUGCAAACACUGACGCUACAAAAUAAAGACCUGAAUGGGCAGCUUCAAGAAAUCAAGCGACGACAAGCUGAGAUUGAGUGCAAGAGUAAGGAAGAGGUGAUGGCAGUGAGGCUGAGAGAAGCUGACAACAUUGCUGCUAUGGCUGAACUCCAGCAACAGAUCUCAGAGCUUGAGAUUCAGAAAGAAGAAGGAAAGGUCCAAGGCCAGCUGAACCACACAGACUCGAGCCAGUACAUCCGCGACCUCAAAGACCAGAUAGCAGAUCUCAAACACGAGAUCUGCUGCAUAAAAGGACAGAAGGGCUUGGCCAGUCAGCCCACUUUUGAUGGGAUCCAUAUCGUCAAUCACUAUGCGGGGGAUGAUGGGUCUUACCAGUCUUCAGAUGAGGAUGGAGUCAAGGUCCCCACCCUCCGGGACAGCCAGCAGAGGAGCGGGGGCCGUAUCAGACUGCAGCCCAACCUCGGGGACACCGACAGCGAGGAAGAGGAGGAAGACGACGAGGCCCUGCGACUCUCUGUGCCUCAGAGCGGCAGCCACAAGUCCACCACGGUGUGACCGGCACCCGCUGAGGAAGAGGAGGUGUUUUCAGGCAGCCCAUCGAGAGGAUCAGUCUGGAUCUGGAGUUCUGAAUAUCAGAAACGAAAUGCAUCAUCAUUUCAUAUCAUGAGAAUCACACUUACAGAUUUAGUUUAUUUAGUUUGUAUUUUUCUUUUCUUCCUGAGGGCAGCAAACACCGGCCUGCCUGAGCACCACUGACAGAGAAUAACACAUGUGGAGUGUAUCAAACUCUACUGUGGGAGGAGGAGGAGGAGGAGGAGGAGGAGGAGGAGGAGGAGGAGGAGGAAGGGUCUGAUCCUGCCCCCCUCCUGUAGGUACAACACAGAGAAAGAGACUGUGCAAUAAAAACAACAACAACAUUUUAUGCUAUAUCACACACUUCAUCCAAUGUGUUUUUAUAUUUUUAAGCAUUUUAUAAAAUGAACAUCAACAUUGUAUCAUGCCGUUACUACUAAGUGUCCAUCAUGCAAAGGGCAGAAUUGUAUAAGUGCUGUGUGUGUGUGUAUGUGUGUGUAUAUAUAUCUAUUGUGCGGACGGGCUUGGUCAGAGGCUGGUAUCAGACUUGACCGUUUUUGGCCUGAGCACAUGCCGCAUGCCUUUCACCAGGGCCGCUGUACCACGAGGUCUGUGUGACAUCUGCAAACCUGUAGAUAUGUAAAUGUGUAUUAUGUUUGUUUUUUGUUGUUGUUUUUUUUUUUUUGGAUUUCCUUUUGAACUUGAAAAUAUGUAUCUAUUGCAUAUCUUAUGUUUAGAAUAUAUUGUACAAUUGAGAGAGAAAAAAGGGACAUGAGUUGGUUUAAUACGGUAACACGAAUGACAAAUCCUGUUUUUUUUUUUUUUUGAGACGAGUGAGGUGAAAAAAAAGGAACUGAUCUUCAGCUCGCAGACGAGGGGACAGAUUUAUUUUUUGGUAACACUUUGUAAUAAGUAUCAUUAAUAAAUGGUUAAUUUAUAGUUAACGAAUCAUUAGUUAAUAGUUAUUCUACUGUUAACAGUGAAAUGCUUCCAGUCAUUUAUUAAGCGAUUGUUUACUGCAAACAUACAACUGAUGUUUUAAUACUUGGUGAUUGGUUUAUGAAGCAUUUUGUUGUUAACAGACAAACAGCUAUUAACUAAUGUUUAAUUAACCAUUAAUGAAACAUCUAUUAAUAAUGCUUUUUAUAAAGCGACUUUUUUAACCACUGUUGCUGAUGUACUGAGUUCUCUGACACAUCCUGACUUUACUUUCAAGAUGACCUCCCCACCCCCACCCUGC